This is a messenger RNA of Oreochromis niloticus (Nile tilapia), 3315 nucleotides long. RefSeq names its product selection and upkeep of intraepithelial T-cells protein 7-like. Gene Ontology annotation, biological process: regulation of cytokine production; T cell receptor signaling pathway. Gene Ontology annotation, cellular component: external side of plasma membrane. Gene Ontology annotation, molecular function: signaling receptor binding. The transcript has 3 exons. The record is from RefSeq and is a predicted model, not a curated record. The coding region runs from base 166 to 711 and encodes 181 amino acids. NCBI's taxonomy places the organism in Eukaryota, Metazoa, Chordata, Actinopteri, Cichliformes, Cichlidae.
ACCUGACCAUAAAGUUGUAAGGGAAACGAUUAAACGUUUGCCGUUCUUUUAUUUUCACCUAUCGCUUUAAAAUGGUUUCGCUGAUAACAGUAAAUAAUUUGAUUCAAUCAUUUUAGUUUAGUUUCGUCGGAUUUUUAUUUAAUUUUUAGUUUUAACCAAGCGAAAAUGCCUGGAAUAUCUCUGCUAUCAGUGCUGCUUUUUAUCAUGCAGAUGACGGCAUCCUCUACGGACCAAACCAUCACAGCUGAGUAUGGACAGAACGCCACUCUGACAUGUCAAGCUCCAAACAACAACACCAUUAUUAUUGUAGAGUGGAGCAGAGCUGACCUGGGGAAUGAAUAUGUGCUUGUGUACCGGGAUGGGCAGUUUCCCUCAGAUGAGCAGCAUCCAUCUUUUAAGAACCGGGUGGAUCUGCAGGACAGACAGAUGAAGGAUGGAGACGUGUCUUUGAUUCUGAACAAUGUGACGAUUAAUGACACUGGAACAUACGAGUGUCGUGUUUUCAUGGAGGAAACACAAUCAUGGGAGCACAGCAGCAUCUACCUGAGUGUUGUUGUUCCUCCAGGUCAGACAGGAGGACACACAGAGGAUGGAGGGAAGAAGGAUUUCUUUUCCCAGCUGAUACUUGGCUUAAUAGUUUCUGCCAUAUAUAUUGCUACUAUUGUUCAUGUGAUCUGCACAAUACGUAGACAGCAGCAGGACAUCGACUAACCUCAUGCUGAACAGCAACAUGCAGAAAUGUUAGAAUUUUUUUUCAAGCAGUACUCUGCUGCAGCUUUUUCAAACUCUUCGGCUGUUUGUAUGCUCACUAGGUCGCUUGUCUUGCAGGUGUGGUGUGAGGAUUGUCACAUCAAAUCCUGUGUUGUGAGCCACAAUCUUUGUGGUGUGUUGCCCGGUCAUGCAUAUCUUGAUUUUUAUAACUAGGUGCAUUGGGUUUCUAGAAAUGAGUUUAUGAUCAUAUAGGGUUUGGGGGUUGAUAAUCUUGCACAGAAGCUCAGAGAUAUACAGACAGACACACAGAGGUGUUUGAAAACUUUGUAGAGUUUGUAGAAAAACCUUUGUGGUGACACCUAUUGUUUAGAAGAAUACUGCAGCAGCAAAACUCCACUCUGCUUCCAAAAUCAUAAACUUAAAAAACACCACUGAGGCUCUCCAUUAUUUUGGCUGGGUCUCACAAACUAGAAAGCGGAGGAAGCAAGCAGCAAACAGACGACUAAACAUAACCUCACAAUGGACCUCAAUUAGCCUUUAUAAUGUUUAUAAUGAUUAAGACCAACUGCAGAGUGGGGAAAACGAGCAGUAGCAAUGAGCAAGUCCUGGAGAGAGCACAGGAAAAGAAAGCAGCACUGCUGGUAUACACCCACACAGCCCUGGAGCAUUUAGCAUCAGGGUUAGCAAACUCAGAGUUGUAAGCUAAACCUACUUCCUGGUGGGACAGUGGCCUGAUUCUAUUUAUUGUGAAUACAUCAGCAACUGUCUGUCUGUCGAAAGCAUGCUUUCUGUUCAACUUUGGCCAGUUUGGGUUCAAAUACAGUACAGCUAAAAUAAACUUUUAGAAAGUAAUGUAUUAUAUAGGAGAACCAUCAUCCAUUCCAUCAUAUUCAUAGGCCAUUCAAAGAGUAUGCAGGGAAGGAUCAAGGCUGAAAAACUGGACUGAAUGAUUCUGGUAUUUAGGCCCCCAGGCAACGCUGCGAUAAAACCAGUCCUGAUUGCAGGCUGGAAAUCACAGCAUGUUAGCAAAGAUACUGAAUGUAUAAUUUAUUUAAUAACAGUGCUAUCUGAGAAAACGAGCCACAGUGUUUACUAAUGAAGACUUGCACUGAUAAAAAAUAUGAAGAAAUAUUAGCUGCGAUUAGAGCAUAGUGGCAGCAAAUCUUGUUCUUUUAAGCAAUGUUGGUUAAUAAAGAGUUUUAAUUAAAGAUUUGAAAGGAUUGCAAGUCCUGCCAUUUAAUUUGCUGUUUUCUUUUUUGCAGCUCUAUUCGCAGUUUUUUUUGUCCAAUAAACUUUGUUCUAUGAAAUUGUCUUGCCACGCCUCUGCUUGUUAAUAACGAGUCUGUGCCUUUUGUAACUGUUAAAACUUCUCUACUGGCUAAUGUAAUCUCUCCUGGGGUGUAACUCCCUCCCCAGGUGGCGUUGUCAGUACCAAGUAGUUACCUUUACCAGUUUUCCUCCUUCACACAGCCACAGAAAGAAAAGGAACUGGAUUAGUUUCUUUAAGACGUUUUACCUCUCAUCGGAGAAGCUCUUCAGGUCUAAGAGCAAUUGGUUGAGAGUCCCAGAUUUAAGCCCUAUGAAUGUCCCUUAAGAGGGUCAUUGAUCCACUAUUAUAAUUACUAUCAUGUAGUCAUGAUUUACACUCAGAAAUUUAGUUAUUGUACAAUAAUGCCAACAUUUGGAAGAUGUAUUUCUGUUUAUUUUCUGCGUGCAGUGUUUUGGUUGUUCUUCCCUUCUCCCUGUAAGUGUUCCCAUGCUGGAGGUUGCCACACCUGUUCUGACAAAUCAUCCUACUUUGGCAAAACGUCCUACCGUAAGUAGUUUAUGCACAUUUCUGCCUUCACAGAGUAAUUCCAGCACAAAUUUAAGUAGAUAUGACAGUUUGCCACUUAAUGUUGCCCAUCAAAGUAUGCUUGUAGCUCUUAUUAACAAAGGUAGGAUGAUUUGCCACUGAAUGUUAGCUGUUAAAGUAUGCUUGUAGGUCACAUUCACAAAGGUAGGAUGGUUUGGCACUUAAUUUUACCCGUCAGAGUAUUUUUCUAGCUAAUAUUCACAAAGAUAAGAUGGUUAGCCACUUAAUUUCGUGUUGUGCAGAUGUGCAGAGAGAACGGGUAGGAUGGAUUCCCAGAACAUCGUCAUCAGCUGCAGCUGAUGGCAUCAUUAGGUGCACCCAUUUAAGAAUGUGGCUGUCAAACUCGUUAGUACAGCCAUUGAUUUAUGUGUUUUAAAAGACCUCACUAUUGUGGAUAUCCUGCUGAGCUGUGUUUGUCUGUGUCCCACCAGGAAUCAGGAGCAGAGUGCUUCUUUUUUCACGGAGGGAACUCACAGUGUGUGAAGAGGAUUUUUGGAGUUGCUGGGUUUUUUUGUUUGUUUGUUUUGUUUUUUCCAUGGACAUUUUGCACUGCGUGGGAUUCUGGAGAAGAAUCACCGCAGGAGCCACUAGUGUUGUAUAUAGUUGUAUGUUUUCACUCUCUGUAAAUAAAUUCACCAUUCAUCGUAAGAGUCCAGCGUUUGGGUCCUGUACAAAAGGGCAUGGGUUUGUGUAUGGUAUGCUCCCCUGAAUGCACUAUAGGUGUGCAUGUCCACAGCUUCAGUUCAGAG